This is a messenger RNA of Anguilla anguilla (European eel), 666 nucleotides long. Its product is annotated as extensin-like. NCBI's taxonomy places the organism in Eukaryota, Metazoa, Chordata, Actinopteri, Anguilliformes, Anguillidae. The coding region runs from base 1 to 666 and encodes 221 amino acids. The record is from RefSeq and is a predicted model, not a curated record. The transcript is spliced from 2 exons.
AUGUCCUCCCCGUGUCCGCGUGCGUUCCCUCUCCCUCUCGCUUGCUCGCUUGGCAUCUUCCUCCCGCCUCCCCCCCCUCCCCCUCCGCGGUGCGGCCCCUGCACCCUCCGGCACACCCCGCUCGGGGCUGAUUGCGAAUUCGGGGGAGAUCUACCUGAAGAUCGAAAGAGAGCCCCAGAUUUUUCCCGUGGAUCUCCCCAGAAUCCCCGCCUGGCCUUCCGGGGACCCGGCUUCACCCAGGCCCCCAUGAUUCCCCGCCCAACCUGUGGGGGACCCGGCCACACCCAUGCUCCCGUGACUCCCCACCUGACCUUUGGGGGACCCUGCUACACCCAGGCUCCCAUGACUCCCCGCCCAUCCUUUGGGGGACCUGGCCACACCCACGCUCCCGUGACUCUCCACGUGACUUUUGGGGGACCCUGCUACACCCAGGCUACCUCGUCUCCCCGCCCAACCUUAGGGGGACCCGGCUACACCCAGGCUCCCGUGACUCCCUGCCUGACCUUUGGGGGACCCGGCUACACCCAGGCUCCUGUGAAGCCCUGCCCGACCCCUGGGAAGACAGGAAUCACUCAGGCUCCCUUGACACCCCACCCGACCUUUGGGGGACCCGGCUACACCCAGGCUCCUGUGAAGCCCUGCCCGAUCUUUCUCUUCUUUGUUUGA